Molecule: messenger RNA, 991 nt
Organism: Coffea eugenioides
Lineage: Eukaryota; Viridiplantae; Streptophyta; Magnoliopsida; Gentianales; Rubiaceae
Product: B3 domain-containing protein REM5-like
Exons: 4
Coding region: 69-863 (264 amino acids)
Molecular function (GO): DNA binding
Source: RefSeq, a predicted model, not a curated record
CUAGAAUGCCAUUUUCGUCAAGGACAAAACCUGAGAAGACAGAGUGCGAAGUGUGAAGAGAAGUGAUCAUGACAAGUAAGGCUAAGGCAUCGCCUUCCUUCUUUAAAGUCCUCGUCCCUGGCUUUUACUCCAAGCUCAGUAUACCGCCACUUUUCUGGAAGACCUUUGAGCAUCUGUUGGCUGAAAGUGCCCUGCUUCAGAUUAAAUCUGGAGAAACAUGGUCCGUAAAGAUUGAGCGAAUUGGUGAGCAAUACCUUUUCACUGAUGGCUGGCCAAAGUUCGUGAAAGAUCAUGGCCUGAAAAUGGGCGAGUUUCUUGUGUUUUGGCUUGUGCUUGGCAAAAACAAUACUACUAUCUUCGAAGUUGCAAUGUAUGGAACCACUGGGUGCGAUAAAGAUUUGAAUCCAUCAGCCCCGAUCCACGAUCCACGUCAUUUUGUGCCUCAAUUGGUUGAUCAACUGAACCCGGAGAUCAAUCGCAAUCCACUUACUCAGCCAUCCAAAAGUGCAGUCCAAGGUUCAAGAAAGAGAAAAUCAAAGAAGAUUCGGUAUGACAAGCGAUCUCUGGAUGCUGGCAAGUACUAUACCAAGGUUUUGGCGAAUUAUCACCGAUAUAGAAUGAACGUAAAGAUGCCAUUUGCUAAGAAGCAUGGACUCGUAAACAAGUCAGAAGUGAUGCUGCAAAAUAUGAAUGGAGCAUCUUGGCGUGUUGAACUGCGGCUCUACGAUAACGAUAUGCUAUACAUGUGUAAAGGGUGGACUGAUUUCCUGGAAAAUAAUGCACUAGAGUUGGGACAGGAGUAUGCCUUUGAGUUCAUUCCUGAAACUGAUAGCAUCCGGGUUCAGCCGUUCAAGAAACGUUAGUCCAAUACCCCACUCCCCAUUCCCCAACAGCUUCCUCUCCCUAACCGCAGUAGAGUUGUGUGCUUGUAUUUGGAAGUUGAUAAAGUAGCUUUUGUUGUUCUUUCUGAUAUUAAAGGCUAAAGCCUUUG